Molecule: messenger RNA, 1171 nt
Organism: Pygocentrus nattereri (red-bellied piranha)
Lineage: Eukaryota; Metazoa; Chordata; Actinopteri; Characiformes; Serrasalmidae
Product: protein rapunzel-like
Exons: 1
Coding region: 70-753 (227 amino acids)
Source: RefSeq, a predicted model, not a curated record
UAGUGUGUCCACGCCCCAGAGAGAACUGCAGUGCCUUCGUCACAAAAAAAAAGGCUUUUUCUGUUUGCCAUGGCUGAAACGGAGAUCUUAGAGAAACAAAACAAACUGAAAACAGGGCUGGUGAAAGUCCUCGAGUGUGUUGCUACAAUCUCAUCAGCGGCCGCUGUGGUGAACCCCAUCUUUGGUUUGGCGGGCUCGCUGAUCCAUCUAGUCCUGCACCACGUUGAUGACGAAGAGAUCCAGACACUAAAGCGUGAGUUCAGCAGCAUGAACCGGGCACUGGAUGAGAUCUCCCAGCAGAACCGCACAGCCCUACUGCAGAUCAGAACGGAAACGCUGGCCAGCCAGUACUGCGGAGUGGAGGAGAACAUCCGCAAUCAGUUCCGCAAGUUCAUGGAGGUCGUGGAAGCGAAGCCUGAGCACCAGCAGAGCAAAAAGGAUGACUUUGAAAAGAGCUAUGCCUACGACAUGGGCGACCAGAACCUACACACGCUCUAUGAUGGUGUCAUGGGGACGCCCAAGCUCUUCAGCAAACCCAUCCUGGAGGUGUACAUGACACACUCCAAGGGCGACCGGCAGGUGAUGGAGCGUCUAUGCACCCGCCUCACCUACCUCUUCUGCAUUGGGCUGAUAGCCCUCAUGGGCUAUGCUGCCAUCAUCGGGGAUGAUGAGGAAGGAUUGAGCGAGGAAUGGGCCAAGAAGAUGGAAAACCUGCAGGAAAGGAUGCAGGAGGUGCUGAGAAAGUGCAAUUAAAUCUUCCUCCUUUUCCUGACAGCAGACUCCUUUGUAUUUUCUGGAGUGGGGGGUCACCAAACCUGGUGCUGCAGAACUGCCUUCCUGUGGAGUCUAGUUGCAACCACAGCCAGGCAUACCUGCUCUAGCUACACUUCAAAAAAUUGGAUUGUUGGAAAGGAGUUGGAUUUACCUAAAAAAAAAAAAAAAAAAAAAAAUCAAGGCAACUUUUUUUUGCAAGCAGCUUUUUAAUAGAUUCAGCAUGAGGUACUUUCAAGUAAGUUGAACAAAGCAGCUUUUGUUGUACCUACUGAGUUUUCUUAAGUCAAAAGUUACAUCAGGUCAGCUCAAAGAAAUAAAGUCCUAUUUAGCUAUAAAAAUGUGUUGCACUUAAUUUAUUGAAUUUAAGCUAAUUUAAAAUAAACUUAUAAUCCUGUAA